Molecule: messenger RNA, 1059 nt
Organism: Ictalurus punctatus (channel catfish)
Lineage: Eukaryota; Metazoa; Chordata; Actinopteri; Siluriformes; Ictaluridae
Gene: oard1
Product: O-acyl-ADP-ribose deacylase 1
Exons: 5
Coding region: 156-623 (155 amino acids)
Biological process (GO): peptidyl-glutamate ADP-deribosylation
Source: RefSeq, a predicted model, not a curated record
UCCGCACUUCCGCGUCCACGCACUUCCGGGUUUGAUUUUCCAUUGCGCUGAGCAGGAACAAAACUAAAUGCUAGCGAGUCACUUAGUUGUAAGCAGUUAGCAUUUGGGAAUGAUUGUCAGACCUUGCCUGAAAGAGCUGCGUUUGAUGAACUAGGAUGGGAAGUAAACUGCAGUAUGUGAGCGGAAAUCUGUUUUCCUGCCCCAGGACAGACUCUCUGGCUCACUGCAUCAGCAUGGACUGCAAGAUGGGCGCAGGCAUUGCUGCAACCUUUAAAAGGAGGUUUGGAGGAGUUAAUGAACUCUUGGCACAACAGAAGCAACCAGGAGAGUGUGCAGUGCUUAAGAGAGGUGACCGGUUUGUGUACUACCUGAUUACAAAGAAUAAGUACAACCAGAAACCUACCUAUGAAACACUCAGACGAAGUUUGGAAGCAAUGAAAGCGCACUGCUUAGAAAAUGGAGUCACCAGGCUAUCAAUACCACGGAUUGGCUGUGGUUUGGACCGACUGAUUUGGACGAAUGUGUCUGUGAUCAUUGAAGAAGUCUUCCAGCACACAGAUGUAGCCAUAACUGUAUAUUCACUAAAGGCUGCAACAGACCAGGAAGAAGACGGACACUUGUAGUGUCUGGAUCAUCAUUGAAUUAUAGCACCUAUAUUUCUGUUCUUGGCUAAGGGACAACGUAGCACUGCUAGCUUGUAAAUAAUUUUCACGUCUAAUGAAUAAUUUACACAUCUAAUCAGCUUUCACAUUCUAUUCUCUGAGCCCUUGGAGUUUACAGAAGAUUAAGCAUGUUCACCACUAGAUGGUGUUAUUUGGAGUAGGUCAAGGUGUUUCUAAAGCUGAUAUUACUCUGGUUGUUCACUUUCUUCUAGUGCCAGAUUAAUUAAACCUGUGAUUGAAAAAAAAAAACCAUGUUGCAUUAUUUGUUACUUAUUUCUCCAUUCCUUCAUCCUUUUCAAAUUGUUUAUUCAACUUUUCCUCUGAAAAUAAUAAAUUUUUGUAUCUCUGAUAUUAAUUAUUAAAUAGUCAUUAAUAAAUGAAACAAAUUUAAAUAUUA